This is a messenger RNA of Neofelis nebulosa (Clouded leopard), 1235 nucleotides long. It is a transcript of the gene C12H9orf40, whose product is annotated as chromosome 12 C9orf40 homolog. The record is from RefSeq and is a predicted model, not a curated record. Bases 228 to 809 code for a protein of 193 amino acids. Lineage: Eukaryota; Metazoa; Chordata; Mammalia; Carnivora; Felidae. The transcript is spliced from 2 exons.
CUCCCCAACGUCCGGCAGCACCGCGGCGGCCGCGAGGGCAGCUCGCGGGCUGCGCUGGGCCCGGCCGCCCCGCCCCGCCCCCUCCGCACGCCCCACCUGCCCGCCGCCGGCUCGCCCGGAGCAGGUCCUCGCCCCCCGUCGCGCGCUCCGCCCUCGCCCUCCGCCCCCGGAGCUCUCCGCGCUCGGCCUCCCGCGCCUGGCGGGCUCCGCCCGAGGCUCCGGGGCCCAUGGCCAAGCGGCGUGCGGCCGAGCCGCUGACGUUCCACGUGCCUUGGAAGCGGCUCCUGCUCUGCGACUUCCCCGAGGAGCCGCCGCCGCUCUGGAUCCCGCCGCCGGGGGCCUCGCAUCCCGGGCGGCCCGUCGGCGUCCCGGAGCCGCCCCGAAAGCGCAAAAUCGACGCGGGGGCUAUGACUGAGGCUUCAGCUUCGCCCAGCAAGCGCCGCGACGGCGGGGACACCAGCGUUCCGGGCGGCGUGGAGCGUGAGGGCCAAGGCCUGGAGACGGGCGAGCCGCAGUUGCUGCAGCCUCCCGUGCGGCCCCGCGGGCCGGGGGAGGAGCCCCGGGGCGCCCGGCCCCCGAGGGGCGGUGGCGACGACGGGGCGGGGCGCACGGAGCCCCCACGGGGAGACUGGGGGGCCGCACCGCGCCAGCUCAAUGAAGAAUUCUGGCAGUAUAACACCUUCCAGUACUGGAGGAAUCCCCUGCCGCCUAUUGAUCUGGCAGACCUCGAAGACAUCGGCGAAGGCAGCCUGCGGGAAGCAAGGCUUCAGGGCAAGAACGAAGUGGUUGAGGUCGACAUGGAGUCCUGACACAAGCACCUGAAGAAUAGGUCUUUCGGCCGUGGCCUUUGAGGCGACCUCUCUUAAGUGAAUUUGCAUAUUCUUAAGGAGAAAAGUUAUUUUCCAUACUUGAUGCGAUACCAUUCCCAAACCUGAAAAAUGAGGAAGAGUUGUUUUAAAGAUAAAUGCCUGUGGUCACUACUGAAACUCCCAAGAGGGAUUUGUCAAGGAUCUAGUGCAGUUAGAGGGGAAGUAUUUUAUAUACGUACUCUCAAAGAAAAAUUUAUGUUUAGAUUCUAAAUUUGAAAAUAUUGGUCUUCUAAAAAAGAAUUCUGACAGUUUUAGAAACAGGUGGGAAAUGCUCAAAUGUUCCUCUUGUCUGUACCAAAAAGUUAAUUUGUGGUACAUGAAAUGAAUAUUGUUUUUUAACUGUUCUUAAUAAAAUGCUUUCUAGUA